UUAUGUAAUUUUUCUGUUGUCAAUUUUUAAUGUUUUUCUGUUUUGUUUGUUAAAACAUUGAUUUAAAUUAAUUUACGUAAAAAGUGAUAAGAGUUGCUUCGAGCACCAGUAAACGGAAGCGAGUGAUAGUCGAAAACAAUAUUCAUCUUGACGAAUUUCCACAUCAGUUUGAACAUCCAAAAUGGGUCGAAAAGUGACCGUUGCUGUAACAACUCUGAAUCAAUGGGCGCUUGAUUUCGAAGGGAACAUGGGCCGCAUACUUCAGUCCAUUAUUGAGGCACGUGAACUUGGCGCUACUUAUCGCACCGGUCCGGAAUUAGAAGUCUGCGGUUACAGUUGUGAAGAUCACUUCUAUGAGCCAGACACAUUUUUACAUUCCUGGGAGGUAUUAUUAUGCUUGAUGACAUCUCCAUUGUGUCAAGACAUGUUGAUCGAUGUGGGUAUGCCAAUUCAACACAGAAAUGUUGCGUACAACUGCCGAGUAGCUUUUCUGAACAAAAAAAUUCUUCUAAUUCGACCAAAGCUGACAAACUGUGAUGGCGGUAACUACCGUGAGACGCGAUGGUUUUCACCUUGGGUUAAGAAAAUGACCACCGAAGAAUUUUGCCUUCCACGAAUGAUCUCCGAUCAAACUGGUCAGCGUACCGUUCCAAUCGGCGAUGCCGUUUUAUCGACUAAAGAUACUUGCAUUGGCUACGAAAUAUGUGAAGAGCUGUGGCAUGUUAAGAGUACCCACAUUAAUCUGUCCCUGUCCGGCGUCGAAAUUAUGGUCAAUGCGUCGGGAAGUUACAUGGAAUUGCGGAAGGCGUUCAUAGCAACUGAUCUAAUAAAAAAUGCAAGUUUCAAGGCGGGUGGAGCGUAUCUCUUCAGCAAUCUGAGAGGUUGUGACGGUCAGAGGGUGUACUUUAAUGGAUGCUCAGCGAUCGCAUUGAACGGUGAUAUAAUUGCAAGAGGAAAGCAGUACGCCAUUCAGGACGUUGAAGUGACGACUGCUACAUUCGACCUCGAAGACAUACGGUCGUUUCGAAUGUCUUUACGAUCGAGAAGCAACUCAGCAGCUGCUUCGGAAACAUAUCCACGAGUUAUGGUUGACUAUGAACUAUCGAAUGCUCACGACUUUUUUACACCAGUCAACGGACCGUUUGAGUUCAAUUAUCAUUCACCUGAAGAAGAAAUUGCAUUGGGUCCAGCCUGUUGGCUUUGGGAUUACUUACGUCGAUCUGGUCAAGGUGGAUUCUUUUUACCGCUUAGCGGUGGUGCUGAUUCUAGCAGUACGGCCGUGAUCGUUCAUUCCAUGUGUCGACAAGUUGUUUCAGCUAUUAAACUGGGCGACUCUCAAGUGCUGGACGAUGUACGUAAAAUACUCGCAGAUCCAACGUACACGCCGGAUAUUCCAGCCGCUCUUUGUAGUCGACUUUUGGUCACUUGUUAUAUGGGUGGACAAAAUUCAUCGAACGCCACGCGUCAGCUUGCAUCUACUUUGGCUAAUCAAAUUGGAAGUUAUCAUUUGGAGAUAAACAUUGAUACAGCCGUCACGGCGUUACUCGGUAUCUUCACUGCUGUUACAGGAUUAAUGCCGAAAUUUCGGUCUCACGGCGGAUGUCCCAGGCAAAAUUUAGCCUUGCAAAAUAUUCAGGCUCGCAUUCGCAUGGUUCUUUCGUAUUUAUUCGCACAAUUAAUGUUAUGGGUGCGUAAUCGUCCCGGUGGUUUGCUCGUACUUGGUUCUUCGAAUGUGGAUGAAGCACUGCGUGGUUAUAUGACCAAAUACGAUUGUUCCAGUGCUGACAUCAAUCCAAUCGGUGGUAUAUCUAAGACUGAUUUGAAGAAAUUCCUAAACUACGCCAAAGAGAAAUUCGACCUGCCGAUCCUAUCAAAUAUUUUGGAGGCACCACCGACAGCGGAAUUGGAACCGUUAGUCGAUGGACAAGUGACGCAAACGGAUGAACAGGAUAUGGGUAUGACCUAUGAUGAAUUGAGCCAAUUUGGUAAGCUGCGAAAGCAGAACCAUUGCGGACCGUACAGCAUGUUCUGUAGACUGGUCGGAUUGUGGAAAGAUGAGUAUUCACCGCAAGAAGUUGCGGACAAAGUCAAACAUUUCUUCCGUUGUUAUGCAAUCAAUCGCCAUAAAAUGACUGUGCUAACACCAUCAUAUCAUGCGGAAUCAUACAGUCCCGAUGACAAUCGCUUUGAUCAUCGUCCAUUUUUGUAUCGAGCCAAUUGGAGUUGGCAAUUUCGAGCUAUUGACGAUGUGCUGAAAACUAUGAAUUCAACAUCGUCCACUACCAUAACCGAUCGGAGUUCCAAGAUUACCAAACAGCAAUCACUAGAAAAUCAACAAUCACUAACGAGAAGCUCAUCGCAACGCGAUUCAAAGGCAUCGACAAUGUCGUUGGCCACAAUGGAUGCUGCCAAACGUGCGUCCUACAAUAAACUGAACGUGAAUGUGAUGGGAAAAAUUAAGGAUCGGACUGGGGUUCCCGUCUAGAGCUAAGUUUUAUAUUUCAUAUCGAAAAACGUAAAAAAUUCAAGAGAAAGGACACCGAUUCCAUGUUAUGAAUGGAAAUGAAUUGAGGAGAUUUAUUGAGUUGAUUUGAAGAAUUGAAAGUUUUCGGACAGGUAUUGAUUACCAAGUGCUCUUUCAGGCUGAAAAAAUGUUAGUAGAAAGGUACGACGAAUUUAAACAUUUUAUCUAGCUGAUUCGAUUCGUUUUUCCAUUCUAAAAACUAUUUUCUUUCAUGAAUAAAAGUCCUUGCUAAAUGUGGACAUGUGUACUGAACAUAGAUGAUGCGACACAUGAAAAUGUCGGAAUGCCUAAAAUUAAUAAAAUAGUCUGGCCCUUUCAGCGCCCUGGACAAUUAUGGCCUAGGAAGCAACUUUUGUAGGACCCGUGCAAUUGAUUCUUGAGAAGACAUGGCACUGUUUACCUCUGACGUUACCUUUUUUAUGAUUCCUUGGUGAAAAUGGAAAGUCUCAAAAGUGGGAGAGUGAUUCUGCGAAUAGUGUUUCUUGUAGACUAAUCGCAGAAUCUGCGAAUAGUGUUUCGUGAUGAACGUUUUCAUUUCAAAUACAGAAAUUGGACGAAUUUUUUUUUUCGUUACUUCAAUAGUUCAACCUUAAUGCUGAAAGGGUGACCAAAGAACGAACCACUCCUUAUAUGCGACCACGAACUCAAAAAAUAAACCACUAAGCCAAUAAAAUAAGCACUAAGCUUUGAAGUAGUGACUAAAUUCGGCAAAGGAAACUCCCCAACUGAAAUGUGUGAAAUCAUAAUAUUUUUCAUUUCGGGUGACUGAAAUUCGUUUGUUAACAUUCAAUCCCUGCAUUCUCUUAAUUUCUUUCUUCCAAGGUGGUGAAGAGUCAAAUCAUCAUACAUAUGCUAUUCUGAUACGAAAAGAAAUGGUUGUGGUGACUUCAAUUUUGUUCGAUUCUUGGAAAUUAUUCUUCUACGCAACGGAACGGUUUUUCUGAGUUCUCUGAAGUCCCAUAACCCUAACAAUACUCUGUUUUGGGUACCCUUU
Molecule: messenger RNA, 3518 nt
Organism: Bradysia coprophila
Lineage: Eukaryota; Metazoa; Arthropoda; Insecta; Diptera; Sciaridae
Gene: Nadsyn
Product: NAD synthetase
Biological process (GO): NAD+ biosynthetic process
Cellular component (GO): cytoplasm
Molecular function (GO): ATP binding; glutaminase activity; NAD+ synthase (glutamine-hydrolyzing) activity
Source: RefSeq, a predicted model, not a curated record